CAUCACUUCAACUCUUGACAGGAUCAGAGGCCACGAUGCAGCCGGGCCUGACCCAUCUGAGACUAGUCCUACUGGGGCUGGCUUUUGCACAAACCCAGGCGGAUCUGCCCAUGUGCAAAGAGUCAGAUUAUCACUUUGAAUACACGGAGUGUGACGUGCUCGGGUCACGGUGGAGAGUGGCAGUUCCCAACAAACCUGAAACAUGUACAGGACUCCCAGAUCCAGUCAAAGGCACUCAGUGCACUUUCUCCUGUAAUGAAGGGGAGUUCCUUGACAUGCGUUCACAGAAGUGUCAGAAAUGUGCCGCAGGGACCUACUCUCUGGGCACCGGCGUGGCCUUUGACGAGUGGGACAGCCUCCCCACAGGUUUUGUCACCCAAGGCAUGAACAUGAAUGGCGGGGAUGCCCACAUCAUCUGCUCCAACUCCACAUGGACUCCAAAGGGUGACUACAUCGUUUCAAACACAGAUGAGUGCACCGCAACACUGUCCUACGCAGUGAGUCUGAAGAAACCUGGAAGUGUGUCCUUUGAGUACUUCUACCCUGACAGCAGCGUCUACUUUGAGUUCUUUGUUCAGAAUGACCAGUGCCAGUCUACGGACUCUGAAAGCCGGUCGAUGAGUAUCUCUGAGAACAAGUGGAACAUACACACAAUUGAUCUGAGCAAAGGCAACAAUGUUCUGUACUGGAGAACCAUUACGUACUCUCUGCAGGGCGCUGCUGUCGAACCUGUGCAGUUAAGAAACAUCGCCAUCUCAGGGGUGGCCUAUACAUCAGAGUGUUUCCACUGUAAACCUGGCACUCACAGUGCAAAAGAAGGCUCUGCUCACUGCAGCCCCUGUCCUGCCGACAGCUACUCCACCAAGGGAGCCACUGUGUGUCAUGAGUGUAGUAAAGACGAAUACGCAGAGGCUGGUUCAGGGAGCUGUAAACCAAGACCUGCAUGUACAGACAGUGACUACUUCUACACCCACACUCCAUGUGACUCUGAGGGAAAGACUCAACUCAUGUACAAAUGGAUUGAACCUAAGAUCUGCAGUGAGACUGUGAAGGGGGCGGAGAAGCUUCCUUCGUCUGGGAAGAAACAAACCUGUCCGCCAUGUAAUCCAGGGUUCUUUAUCACCAACUCCUCCACAUGUGAACUCUGCCCUCAAGGUUUCUACUCAAAUGGAACAGCCUGUGCUAAGUGUCCUGUUGGCACCGAGCCGCUGAUCGGCUUUGAGUACAAGUGGUGGAACACAAUGCCGAGCAACAUGAGGAGCUUCAUCUUCCACCGAGAGUUCAGCGGCUCUGAACACAGCACAGCUUGGGAAGUGGCUGGUGAGUACAUCUACACAGCCCCCGGGGAUCAGGACAGAGACUUCCUGAUGCUCACACUGGAUGUCCCUGGAUAUAGGCUUCCUCAGUCCAGCACAAAAAACAGCGAAAACACUGAACUGUCUCGCAUCACCUUUGUCUUUGACACCGAGUGUUCAGCUGAUUGUAAACUUUAUUUCCAGGCGGGUUAUAAUCGCUGGAAUAAUGAUGUAAUAGAGCAGUGGAAAGGCCGCAACAGAAAACAGUCGUAUUCGUACCUGAUCCAAAGUAACAGCACCGUCAGCUUCAUAUGGACGUUUCAGCGGACGGAGGAAUUCAACACGGAGAGGAAGCACAGCACUGAUGUUGCCAAGAUUUACUCCAUCCACAUCACCAAUGUCAUCGGAGGUGUGGCGUCUCAGUGUCGCCGCUGCGCCCUUAUGUCAUCUAAAGCCGGCUCUGCCUGCGUCCCCUGCCCGGCGGGACACUACAUGGUCAACGAGACAGGAGUGUGUGUGAGCUGUCCGGCAAACACGAUCAUCAGGGCUGAGCGGCCGGUCGGAGAGGCGGCGUGUAUCCAGUGUGGACCAAACACAGAGAGAAAUGAAGUCCACUCAGCAUGUCUCAGUGACUGCAGGUUGACCGUGCAAGUUCAUGAUGGAGCGCCUCUACACUAUGACUUCUCUCCUCUGUCCAACGUCACCGGCUUCCACAGCAGCCCUCGCUUCACGACUAAAGGCCUGAGAUAUUUCCAUAACUUUAAUGUCAGCCUGUGUGGAAAAGAGGGCAGAGUUCCUGCAACAUGUGUGGAGAAUGUAACAGAGAGCGGGAGGAAGGAGGUCAAAGGUUAUAUCUGCCAGUCAACGGUGGUUCCCUCUGGCAUUCGGGGUCAGAAUGUGGUGUCGUCACAGCCUUUCACUAUUGGUGACUCUAUAGUUGGUGUAACUACUGACGUGAUUCUGAGUAAAAUCUCCUCUCCAAAAUGGUUGUUCCCCUCCACAUCCAAACUGCCGGACAUCAUAUUCUACUACAAGUCUAGUGAGACAACUCAAGCCUGUAAAAAGGGCAGGUCCUCCACCAUCAGAAUGAGAUGCAAUCCCACAGUGACCACUAAUGACCACAUCACACUGCCCAGUAACUGCUCAGAGGGCACGUGUGAUGGUUGUACUUUCCACUUUCUGUGGCAGAGCAGAUAUGCAUGUCCACUCUGCACCAAGGACCACUACAGAGAGAUUGUCAGCGCAUGUGUUCAAGGAAUACAGAGAACCACCUAUGUGUGGCAGCAGCCUUUGCAGUGUUAUGGAGGAGUGUCUCUACCAGCACAAAAAGUCAGCGCUUGUGUGACUCUGGAUUUCUGGCUGAAGUUUGGCGUUUCCACGGGAACGAUUGCUGCGGUGUUGCUCAUCGGUAUCAGCUGCUAUUUCUGGAAGAAGACACGCAAGUUACAGUACAAAUACUCCAAGCUGAUGAUGAGCUCAGGAGGUAAAGAGUGUGAGCUGCCCACUGCAGACAGCUGCGCUAUAAUGGAGGGUGAGGAUGCAGAGGAUGACCUCAUGGACCUCACCAAGAAAUCCUUCUUCACCAAAAUUAGGUCUUUUUCACGAGAGAGGACGGUGGAUGGAUUUGACUCGGUCCCACUGAAGUCGUCAUCUUCACUCCUGCAAAGAGAGGAAGAAGACUCCGAUAAUUAAAACAACAAAUAUAGAAGAACGUGUGUUAUAGUUUAAGCUGGCAGUGUAAGGUCUCAGUAGAGUCACGUCAAACAGAGGAAGGCUGUGGAUGUGUUUUAUUUGUUGAUUAACAUAAAGACUCACUAAGAAAGAUGAAAAAAUGUCAAGAUUUUAUUUGGACAUUAUUUAACAUUAGACCUCAUAUUAAGAUGCAGUGUCUGUGUUAGGGAUAUGGUGUAUUUUUAAUGUCUGUAGUGUCUUUCAAAGUGACCAAAAGUCCAAAGAGAAAAGUUACAGUUUUGUUGAUGUUUUUCCUUUAACUUUGAGUAUUUUUUUCCUUCUUUUGUGUGUGUGUGUUUUUUGUUAUUUCCUAUUUUUAUCUGCCUUUUCCAACUAAUUAGUACAGUUUUAUUACAUUUAUUUGUCUGUCAGUACUGAACUGUAUUUGCCAAAUGUUUGACAAUAUUUUGUGCUCCAUCCAAGAAAAAAUAUAUAUCUCUCAGAAUGACAAAUGACCUCUAGAGCUGCCUUCUGCUACACUCAUGAGAUGCCAUAACUUAGAAUAAAUGUAAUUUGUUUAUACUGACUUGUUUUGAAAAAUAAAAUAAAACAUAGGUUUAUUUAUAA
This is a messenger RNA of Sphaeramia orbicularis (orbiculate cardinalfish), 3593 nucleotides long. It is a transcript of the gene elapor1, whose product is annotated as endosome-lysosome associated apoptosis and autophagy regulator 1. The transcript has 22 exons. Gene Ontology annotation, biological process: positive regulation of vacuole organization; autophagosome assembly. The coding region runs from base 36 to 2987 and encodes 983 amino acids. Gene Ontology annotation, cellular component: plasma membrane; late endosome; extracellular exosome. The record is from RefSeq and is a predicted model, not a curated record. NCBI's taxonomy places the organism in Eukaryota, Metazoa, Chordata, Actinopteri, Kurtiformes, Apogonidae.